This is a messenger RNA of Lachancea mirantina, 1065 nucleotides long. NCBI's taxonomy places the organism in Eukaryota, Fungi, Ascomycota, Saccharomycetes, Saccharomycetales, Saccharomycetaceae. The record is from the annotation of a GenBank genome assembly.
AUGAGCCAGGACUGUAAUAAUGAUGAGGACGCUGGCAAUAGUGCUUCGGUAAAAGCCAGCCACAGGUUGCUGAAAGAUGCGAACGAGAUACUUGAUUCGUUAGAACAAAGUCAUCGAAACGAUUUGGCACUUCAUUUGUACUCGAGUCACCUUUUAAAGAGCCUUUUGAGACGUGCGAACAAAAAAAGGGGACUUCUGGAGGUGGAUUUGUUUAUCAAGACCCAGAUCAAGGACAAUUGGACUAGCUGGCCGAAUCCCGGCACCGUAAUCGAUCCUCAAACGGACUCUAUUUAUGAAGACGUGGAAGUGACAAUCCCCGAGAACAGAACAUUGAAAGCAGGGGAAGUAUCUAUGGCAGGUUUAGAUCGCGCGUCGGAGCUUCUGAAAGCAGAAAUGAACGCCGUUUGGCAGAGAUCUCUGGCCAAGUCAGCGUCCUCUCGAGGGUUAACAGUGGAUAUCAACAAAAUGGAAAUGCCUCAGUUCGUGUUCAAUGGUGUGAUUGGAAGACUGGAUACAUUUUUCGACGGGUUACAUCGGACUAUGGCUAAAGAGAAGAAACUAGAGCUUUCGCAGGAAAAGAACACUGGGGCAUUGAAAAUCAAUCAAGAAAACGGCACGGUGAAAAACGUCAAAAUGAACAGAGCGAUAAGGCUUGACUAUAGGGAUGUUAUCCAGCGCGGCACGCAGAUGGGGGUGGACAUGUCUCACGUUUAUAUGAAAACACUUGAGCUCUUCAGCGAUAUCCCGUACCGAUUCAGAAAAUCUGCUUUCAAAUUGCCUCUGGCUGAGCUUAACAAAUAUUCAGUGAAGAAGAGCAAGUUUAAGAAUCAGGAUGCGUCGAGGCGUAGCGUAAACAAAGACUUUUUGAGUGUAGAAAAAUUGGUCAGAGCUAGUGGGAUAAACCCUGCCUUGCGGCAAACUUUACGAGAAUUUCACACUAUCCAGACAAAAUAUUUACUUGAUGAAAAAAUGUUCCUUACCGUGAAAUACCAGAGAAACCUAUCUGGUUUGGAGGAAGACGAAGAGUAUAAUAUGGACGACUGUAAAGUCGUGUUGCCCAAGUAG